Molecule: messenger RNA, 1172 nt
Organism: Oncorhynchus nerka (sockeye salmon)
Lineage: Eukaryota; Metazoa; Chordata; Actinopteri; Salmoniformes; Salmonidae
Gene: psmb8a
Product: proteasome 20S subunit beta 8A
Exons: 6
Coding region: 276-1079 (267 amino acids)
Cellular component (GO): proteasome core complex
Molecular function (GO): threonine-type endopeptidase activity
Source: RefSeq, a predicted model, not a curated record
AUCAUGUCAAAACUGAAUGACUAUUCACAGUUGUUUAUCCGUAUGAUUAGGGUUGGUUAGGCUAUUGUCAAAUAAUACUCGGAAUGAGUACGCAUAUUAUAAGCAACAGUUGGGUUAGUUUUUCGAUUAGGAAUGAAAAUGUAUAUUAAAGACCCUUUCGGUUUCGUUUAGAUUCGGAAAUAUAUUUCCUUGACCCGUCAGAGCGAAGUCAAGCUGUAUUUUCGCUUUCAAAUUGUAUUAAGAUACAGUACAUUCUUAUAUUUGAUUUAAUCAUUAUGGCACUUUUCGACGUAAGUGGUUAUAAAUCGCACGCGGGACUUCGUGGGCAGAUUCUUGGAACAGGAGUAGGGCAUCUUGUUGACCGACCGAAUCAGGAAUUUGCUGUCCCAGUUGGAGUGGAUCCUUCGGGGUUCCUGAAGUCAUGCAGCCGUGAAGGUGGUGUGUCCAUUGAUCUGAAUCACGGAACAACUACACUGGCUUUCAAAUUUCGCCAUGGCGUCAUUGUGGCUGUGGACUCCAGGGCCUCAGCUGGCAGCUACAUUGCGUCGAAGGAGGCUAACAAGGUGAUAGAGAUCAACCCUUACCUGCUGGGGACCAUGUCUGGUAGUGCUGCUGACUGCCAGUACUGGGAGAGACUGCUGGCUAAGGAGUGCAGGCUGUACAAACUGAGGAACAAGCAGAGGAUCUCAGUAUCUGCAGCCUCCAAGCUGCUGUGUAACAUGAUGCUGGGAUACAGAGGCAUGGGCCUCUCCAUGGGCAGCAUGAUCAUUGGCUGGGACAACAAGGGCCCUGGUUUGUACUACGUGGAUGAUAACGCCACACGUCUCUCUGGUCGUAUGUUCUCUACUGGUUGUGGUAGCAGCUAUGCGUACGGAGUAAUGGACAGCGGCUACCGCGAGGACAUGACGGUAGAGGAGGCGUACGAGCUGGGCCGCCGUGGCAUCACCCACGCCACGCACAGAGACGCCUACUCUGGAGGAGUGGUCAACCUGUACCACAUGCAGGAGGACGGCUGGAUAAAGGUGUGUAAGGAGGACGUAUCCGAACUGAUCCACCGCUAUAGGAAGGGCAUGUUCUGAUCCCAGAUCAGUUUCUACACCCACACAGACACAAUGUGUUCUCUAUCAACUGAUCCCAGCACUGCUCCAAAUAAAGAUCGUUUUCAAACGGCA